Effrenium voratum is the source of this 393-nucleotide messenger RNA. The record is from the annotation of a GenBank genome assembly. Lineage: Eukaryota; Dinophyceae; Suessiales; Symbiodiniaceae.
GUUGAAGAGGAGUAUGAGCCGCAAACGCCACCGUCAGCAGGUGCCCCAGAAUUGGACAUUGCGGAAUUUAUGGAGGAGGAUGAGUACCAAAUUGAGGAAGAUCCAGACGACACCGACUUACAAGACCUUGAGGAGGAGCCUGUGCCAGUUGUGAAGGAAGAGGCGCUCGUUGAAGAUGGAGCUGAAGAGGUCGAUGCGACCCUUCUCCACUGUGCCACCUUGGGCAUCGCCCUGGAGAACUUGCCUGCAAGCCCAUCUGACUGGCACAGGUUGAUCCGGUUGGCCUUCAAGCGUGCUGCUCGUGUCAGCCACCCUGACAAGAACCCUCAGGUUCACAGGGGCGCUGUGCAGGCAUGCAAAGAGGCCGAAGCCUAUUUGCUCGCUUGGGCCGAG